AUGAGAAACACCGCCCGCAUAGCCGAGACGCUCCCGCUCCCUCAAGCACGCGCUCUCCAACGCCCAUCAGGAAGCACCAUCGCCUCACUCUGUAAAGCAUACAGUCUCCGCCAUGAGACCAUCGAACUAGACGCAGGCAGCGCCUUCCCCCGCGCAACCCUGCACUUCAUCGACUGUGACCCCACGGCGCGCAGCCGCAUCCCCAGCCCCAGCCCCAGCGGCAGCGGGAACGGGAACGACAACUUCGCGCGCGCAGCCGCCCAAAGACUAACCGCGAAAUGCGUCCUGCUCGAGUACACCCUUGCGCCGGAACUCAAGUACCCGGGCCAACUGGCGCAGGCGGCCGCCGCGCUGCGGUACCUGCUGCAGGACCAUGAUGCCGCGGAGAUCACGAUAGCGGGCGACUCGGCGGGCGGGAACCUUGCGCUGGCGGUUCUGGCGCAUCUGCGGGACCCGCAUCCGCUUGUUCGGCCUGUUUUUGAGGGCCGGGAUCACCACCAGCAGCAGCAGCUCCGCGCGGCGCUCUGUAUCAGUCCCCGCUGUGCGAAUGAGUGCUCCGCUGCGAGCUAUACGUAUAACGCUGAUAAGGAUAUUGUUAGUAAGGCGUUGAUGGAGAUGUUCAAUUCGCACUGGGAGCCUGUGAAGGAGGAGGUUUGGGCGACUCCGCUGGCGGGGACGAAGGACUUUUGGGGAUCUGUUCCUGCUAAGAAGGUUUUGCUUCUCGCGGGUACGGACGAAGUUUAUGUGGACGAUAUCCGGGAGUUUGGGGAGUUGCUCGGUUCGUCGAGUCAGACUGACACUGAGCUUGUUCUGUGUGCUGGAGAGACACAUGUACAGGCUAUUCGUGACAUAGCCGUGGGUAAUUGGGAUGGUGUCAUGCUAAAGGUCGCUCUCAACUGGCUACAGAAUCUGGGGAAGCUAAAUGACCCGGGAUUACUGUUGCCAUCAAAUUCGAAGGGAGUUUGCGCGGUAUGGAACGACACUAUGAUCAGUGACGACGGAUUAUGACACACGGCAUGCCCGUGAUGAUGGUUCAGGGGGUGAUCAUUCAUUUCUUUUGUAUUCCGUUACACGUCAAGUGCUAAAUAGAUGUAUAAUAUAAAACAAGAUACCCGAAAAAGACUCAAGGCCGCAAGCAGCCCAUCCUAAAUUAUGCUCAAACACAUGCUUUACAUCUUCUCGCCGUUGGCCUGCUUCAUCUGGCCGUACUUCUUCAGACGGAUAGCGGACACGCCAAUGAAGCCGGUGGUCUCGGUGGGAGCAAAGUCGCCGAUCUCGUCCAUGCUGGACUCGGACAUGUCGUACAGCUUCUCGGUCUCGGAGGAACGGCCGAGAAUGGAGACGCUGCCCUUGUAGGCGCGGCAACGGACCUGUCCGUUGACGGUCUUCUGAGAAGCAGUGAUAGAAGCCUC
Messenger RNA from Aspergillus novofumigatus IBT 16806, 1412 nucleotides. Its product is annotated as putative lipase/esterase. Gene Ontology annotation, molecular function: hydrolase activity. The transcript has 2 exons. Bases 1 to 1008 code for a protein of 335 amino acids. The record is from RefSeq and is a predicted model, not a curated record. NCBI's taxonomy places the organism in Eukaryota, Fungi, Ascomycota, Eurotiomycetes, Eurotiales, Aspergillaceae.